Notolabrus celidotus (New Zealand spotty) is the source of this 3501-nucleotide messenger RNA. It is a transcript of the gene ccdc40, whose product is annotated as coiled-coil domain containing 40. The record is from RefSeq and is a predicted model, not a curated record. Gene Ontology annotation, cellular component: cytoplasm; cilium. Bases 349 to 3285 code for a protein of 978 amino acids. NCBI's taxonomy places the organism in Eukaryota, Metazoa, Chordata, Actinopteri, Labriformes, Labridae. The transcript has 19 exons. Gene Ontology annotation, biological process: epithelial cilium movement involved in determination of left/right asymmetry; axoneme assembly; heart looping.
AAAGCGUUAUUAUCACUGUUGUAUUCAGGUAAAGGUUGUAUUUUCUUAUUUAUUCUCUGUACUUUUCAUACCGUCCUCUAUUGUGACUGAAGGUUAACGCUGUACGGAGCUCUUCUGUCCAGAGCAAAUGGCCGUCAGGGAUUAACGUGAACCCGGGUUUAGGGUUUACGAGUUAACGUUAAAGCCGAGGUAGUCAGCAGUAGUUUCGCAACAGGUGGCUCAGGUGUUUUCUGUAUUUUGCUACCUUAAAAAUAGACUGCAAUCAGGUGCGUCCCAGGAGUUCCAUGUCUCGUUGGGCCCCAGCAGUAAAACUCGAGUCCUGCACGAUUACACCUAUGAUACGAUCUCAUGCAGAGAGAGGAGGGGGAAAUGGAAAGCUCCAGCCAAGAGGAGACAGAGAGCACUUUGCAGGAUGGAAGUGUUGAAGCUGCAACCUUCCCACCUGCUGAGGAGGGCUCACUGGAUCAGCAAGGACCAGAACUGGAUGCCUCGACCGCCCAGCCUGAGUCUGACCACAGUGAUGCAGAUGAAUGUUUUGCUGCAGCCUUACAUUCAGUGCACGAAAAUAUUUCUGAAAUGCAGGUCAUCCCUCACCUCUUAGACCUUAAUGGAUCUGAAGACAUGGACGAUCAUAGCCCACUGCCAGAGGAAGAGGAGGAGGAGGAGGAGGAGGAGGAGGAGGAGUUCAUCAUUCUUGACCCUGAGCAUCACCUGGUCAGAAGACAGCAGACUGCCUUGAGCAGUGUGCUGAGGAGGCAGCAGGAGAGGAUCAACCUGGGUCUGAGGGAACAGCAUGCAGAGAGGAAGGUAAAUGACAAUGACACACAGGAGGAAAGUGUUGAGGCUUUCAGGGUUCAGGAGCAGCUUGGCAGACUCCAGACCAGGCUAGAGGACCAUCAUCACACCAAGGCAGAGGCUGAAAGCAAACACCGACAGACACAGGAUGAACUGGGGGUGACAAAGAGCCAGUAUUCCAGGAAUAGCAGUGAGAACAGCAAAGCCAAAGCCAAUGUGUCCCAGCUACAGGCCGAGAUCGACAACCUGAUGCUGCAUCUGGUCUUCACAAAAAAAGCGAGUGAGGAUUUGCGCUCUCAUGUGAAAGCUAUGGAGAAUGCUAGGCACAAAGCGGGAGCUGAGAAGAACCAGGCUGAAGAGCAGAAACUAAAGCAGGAUAUGUAUGUGGAACGUCUGACAAAGGAUAUGGAGAGGCUGAUAGGGAACACAGCAAUGUAUGAGGUCCAGGCUUAUGCUCUAACAGAAGAGACACAGAUGACCAAAGAGGCUCUCUCUGAGGCUGAGAUGGAAAUAGAGUCUCUGGGGAUGGCUCGUAAGCAGCUGCUGCAGCAGUGGAACAGCAGCCUGAUGGGCAUGAGGAGACGGGAGGAAGCAUUCAGUGCAAUGCAGGAGGCCAUGCGUGCUUUCGCACACCAGGUGAUCUUGCUGGACAGAGAGACUGCGGGCUACAAGAAAACCAUCUCUGAAGAGCAGGAGCAAAAUGAAAAACUUACAAUGCAGCUGAACUGGUCUCAGGUGGAUGCUGCCACAUCAAAGAAGCAGAUCAUCCAGAUGCAGACGCAGCAAGAGGCCCUGCAUGCCCACUUCACUACCUGCCUUCGAACCCUGAAGGAGACUGAGCUCACCCUUGCCAGGUUGUCAAAGGAAAGCGGCAUCCGCCAGGUUGAAUCGAACGAUCAGAGGAGGCAGUUGGAAAAAAACAGCACAGUGCGUCUGGAGUUGGAGGACGAGAUAAUGACCUAUAUACAGCAGAAGCUCGUCCAUAACAAAGCUGCCAAACACUACCAAAGACUCACCAGCAAGAUAGCCAUGCUAAAGAAGGAAAAGAUCUCUCAGUUGUGGCAGCUGGAGAACAAUACAGUGACUGUGGAACUCGAGAGCAGCGAGGUCAGCCAACAUCUGGACAGUCUUGUUCUCACCCAGGAGGCCCUAGAUGAAGAGAUCACAAAGAAUAUCCAGAUACUGACAACCAAACAGGCACAGAUUUCUUCGGUUGUCAUCCUCAUUGGGAAGAAGGAGGCCAGCAUAGCUCACUGUAACCAAAAAAUCCAUCAAAUCGCAUCCAGCAGUGGGCAUGAGGACCUCAGUCCUCUUCAAAUCAAGAUAGCCGCAUUGAUGGCUCAGAUUGAGGAGGUUGCAGUGAAUAUAGAGAGUGUCAAGCAGCUCUGGGUGAUACAGAUGGGGAUUCUCAUAGGACAGAUCAACGAGAUAGAAGCCAACAGCAAGGACACACUCAAACUGCAGACCGAGCACACAGGCAUGCAGCAGAAGAAAAUAUGCCUUGAGAGCCAGGUAGAAGUAGAGCAACGUGACGAGAGUGAACUGGAGAAAAAUGCAAGGAUGCUGAGAGGAGACCUGCUGAAGCUCAACACCCUGCUCAGUAAACACGGGCAGCUAAGCAUGGCGUUAGAGCAGGAGAAUAUGCUGAUGGAGACAGACUUUGUGCACAGACUUAAGGAAGCAGAGUGGGAGUCUAUUGAGAUGCAGAUGAGACAAGAGAAGAUCCUGGAAGAAAAAGAGAGACUCCUCAACAGUCUGCUGGAGGCUCAGCGACAGAUUAUGCUGUGGGAGAAGAAGAUCCAGCUUGUCAAAGAGACUCGUUCUGCUGUGGACAUAGAUGUGGGGCAGGAAGACAUCCAGAUUAUGAGCACUGAGAUACACCGUAUGGAGGUGCGACUCAACCAGCUGAUGAAGCAGCAGGAGCGACUGCUUAGAGAGAGUGAAGCAACAGUGGCAAGAAGGGAAACCAUCGUGCUACGCAGGGAGUUCAUGGGCCACAGUUCCAUCAAACAGACUACAAAAGGCGAGCUCACCCACAUCAUUCAGGGCCUGCAGCGCAAGAGCCAGGAUACACACAAGCAUGUGGUCGAGUGUGAGCAGGGGAUCAGGGACUUACAGGAGAGCCAGGUCAGUCUGAUUGACAGGCUUUCGCAGCAGAAGCAGUUGCUGGUAGAUCUCUGCGGCACCAGCUUCGUUCUGGAUUCUGAUUUUGUAAAUCUCCAGGACACCAAAGACAGUUACCUGGCCCGUCUAGUGACUCUUCAGAGUCGCACCAAGAAGCUACAGGGAGCGAGCGAGGGCAACUAUCAAGCCAUAUCCACCAGUGAAUCUAUUGGACUUUCUUUGCAGAGCAAGAUGGAGCGUGUGCACACUGCCAGCACCAUCUUGCAUCGUGUGUGCCAGGAGUUCCCUCAGCACCAGGGGGUGCUUCGCAGUAUACUGCUGGCACUGGCAGAACGCACACCUGCCCUAGAACAGGAGACAUCCUAGGCGUGAGGAGAGGAUGUAGACAUGAUAGUGAGUACAGGAAAAGAAAUACAGAGAGGGAAAUGGGAGGGUAUAUUAGGUGAAGAUAAGGGAGCAUGAUAAGAUAACAGAUGAAUGAAGAAGAAUGUAAUGUCUAAUAUUUUAUUGUUUGCUUAUUGUGCUUUGAUUGUUAAACUGAUUGUGAAACAAUAUAAUAAAAUGAGGAACUAAGGCCCAGAA